This is a messenger RNA of Rosa rugosa (rugosa rose), 1078 nucleotides long. Its product is annotated as nudix hydrolase 16, mitochondrial. The coding region runs from base 300 to 824 and encodes 174 amino acids. The transcript has 4 exons. The record is from RefSeq and is a predicted model, not a curated record. Gene Ontology annotation, molecular function: pyrophosphatase activity. Lineage: Eukaryota; Viridiplantae; Streptophyta; Magnoliopsida; Rosales; Rosaceae. Gene Ontology annotation, cellular component: nucleus; cytoplasm.
CCUUCUCUCUCUCUCUCUCCCGAACCCCUCAUUUCUCCCUCUCUCUCUCUCUCUCUCUCUCUGUGCAAACCAAACCCUAAUUUCGAACCGCACCCAUUGGAUAAUGCGAGAGAACGCCGGUCGCCGCCGUGGAAGCCCAGAGAACCAGGGGUGGGCGAGUUAUCCCGUGCGGGCGUGAGCAUUGUGCGGUCAAUGGCCCAGGAGAAGAAGGAGGAGAGGAAUCUUUGAAAACAUUAUCGAAAAAAAAAGGAAGGAAGGAAGGAAGGAAGGGGGGUUUGUUGAUCGGUUGGGGGCUUAGUAUGUGUGAUAUAGUGGCCCGUACGGGUCGACAUCAGCAACGCUACGAGGCCGGGUGUCGCCUUGUUGCCGGGUGUAUUCCAUUCAGGUACAGAAAUUCUGAUGAGAGUGGCGAUGCUGAUUCUGAGAAGAUUGUUGAGGUCCUUAUGAUUAACUCAUCCAGUGGACCAGGUCUUUUAUUUCCUAAGGGAGGCUGGGAGAAUGAUGAAACUGUGCAGGAAGCUGCCGUAAGAGAAGCUAUUGAAGAAGCUGGGGUUCGAGGAGAACUAAUGGAUUUAGUGGGGUAUUACCAAUUUAAGAGUAAAACUCACCAGGAUGAGUUGAACCCAGAAGGUAUAUGUAGAGCUGCUAUGUUUGCAUUGUUCGUCAAGGAGGAGCUUGAGUCAUGGCCAGAACAGAGCACUCGAAACAGAACUUGGCUGACUGUUCAAGAGGCUACUGGUAGAUGCCGGCAUGCAUGGAUGAGUGAGGCCCUGGUGGAGGGCUUCUCAAAGUGGCAUGCAGAAAAGAUGAUAGGUGCAGGGUAGGAUUGGAUGUGCCUGAAAUGAACAAAGGCUUUUUUAGGUGCAUUCUCAGAACAUAAACACAUAUUUGCUGGAAUUUUGUUGGAAUUGUUUUCGGGGGGCACUUUUCUACUUCCAGUCGAUGAUCAACUGACGGUAUAUAACUACAAACUUGCAUAGUUGCUGCCCCUCAUGUUUCAGAGGGUUAUUUUUCAGCUUUCUGUUACAUGUGCCCUUAUGUAGAACAUUUUCUGUUCUAAUAUCCAAACAUUUACUUA